This is a messenger RNA of Salpingoeca rosetta, 2737 nucleotides long. RefSeq lists its product as uncharacterized. The transcript has 6 exons. NCBI's taxonomy places the organism in Eukaryota, Choanoflagellata, Craspedida, Salpingoecidae. The record is from RefSeq and is a predicted model, not a curated record. The coding region runs from base 50 to 2551 and encodes 833 amino acids.
UUUGGCUGUUGGCAACAGCGACAACAAGAGACAACCUCCUCCUUGUGCAAUGUCCUUGCGUCGGCGGCCACAGGGUCGUGAUUCUGCCAGCAGUGGGGCGACGUUCAGCAGCGCCAUCUCGCAUGAAACACACGCCACCGCAUCAACCGCGUCGCCAUACGCAACAACAUCUCUGAGCCAUGGGCUCGGGCCGGUGAUGCCUGCGGGCCCCUUCAGCAUGAAGAUCGAGGACGAAUCCGACGCCCGCCCGGCCCGGACACGGAGUGGCGGGCGCCGACGGCACAGGCGACCAUCGUCUGGGGAGAAGGAAAAGCAAGGCGGGCGCAGCUCCGUGGACACGGCAGCCUCCACACUGCGCAGCACUGGCGGCGGUCCAAAGCAUCACCUGAGCCCCUGGGAUGCCAUCGGCGGUGGGAAAGGCCACGGCAGGCGCGGCCGCGGGUCCUCCAUGCACCACUCGCAUCACCACUCACACAAGGCGCCACUGCAUCACCACCCGCCAACCGCAAACAGCAGCGCGCAGAGCGGCAUGAUGAGUCUGACGGCGAGGCUGCGGGCGCGAGAGCAGCAGCGGCAGCAAGCGGACGACGAGGAGGAGGAAGAGGCGUUCCACGCCGUGCAGGACGACAUGCAGCACCUGUACACGUUUGACGAGCGCGGUAGCAUGGACCUUGGCUCGCCGCCAAGCCGCCCAGACACGGCGCGGGACACCCGGGAUCUGCAGCAGUCCAAGGCCAAGCAGCAGGCCCGCGAAUUCAUCGCCAAGACGGCGGCAAUUCGCGCAGUGAAUGUGCAGCGCAUCAACCGGCAGGUGGCGAAGCAACAGCCCCCGCCGGACGACGAGCUGGAGGCCAUAUUGGAGCGCACCAGCACCUCCAUCAGGGCGCAGCGGAGCAGGGCCCGGUUACGCUGCCAUGCUGGCGAUGAUGCUGAUGCUGUUGAUGCGGGCUGUGGCGGUGACAGUGCUGGCGGGGAUGGUGACGCGAACGCACCAGGCAAUGCCCGUGACAGUGAUGUUGGUGCCAAUGGAAAGGCAAACGACGCUGCUGUUCGCUCGUGGAUUGAGGAGCGGAUGGGCGUGCGGUCCAACAUGGCCGGCAUGGCGCUGGACCAGGAGUUCCUGCUGUCGAAGCAGCGCUGCCCCGCAGAGGACCGCGUGCUGUUUCAACUCAUGAUGCAGCAACAGCAGCAGCAACAGCAGCAGCAACAGCAAGAACAGCAACAGCAGCAGCAGCAGCAACAGCGGCGGCGGCGACGGAGUGCGGUGGGCGGUGGCACCAAGCGGGCGAGUGGUGGCGGUCUUGGCGAUAGCAUCGGGCGUGGGGGUGUGAGCACCAGCAGUCUGCAGUCACGAAGCAGCAUGAGUCUUCGCGAUGGCAGCCGUCGCCCGAGAAGCCACAGCAACAACGCUGUUGGCAGGGCAGCGGCAGCGACAGCAGCGGUGACAGCAGCGAGGGGCGGGGCACGGCGGGUGUCUGUAAGUCCACAGCGCAAAGCGAGCACGAUGCCGCCGCUGGGGCGAUCGCCUGAACCGCAACCAGAGAGGCAGCGGUUUGGGAGCCACCUCAGCCCACACAGGAUGUCCAUGCACGACGUUGCGCUGCCCAUGAGCGCCCGCAGGCACGUGUCCUUCUCGGGUGUCGGGCAGACGUUCCAGGAGGCGUCGACCGCGAUUGAGGCGUUUGUGGCGAAAAAUAGGUGGCGGUUGCACGAUUUGUUCUCCCGGCUGAAGGAGGACACGGAGGACUACCGUCUCCCCGUGGAGAUGAUCUGCAGCUACUUGGAGCUGGCAGGCAGCCUGCGCACCGCCGACAGGCACGAGCGCGUGUUUCUGGUGAUGCUGCAGUGCAACAAGUUUGAGGGCACGCUGCAGGGGCUCAACCCGGCGCACGUGAAGCGGUUUGUGUGUCAGUGCGGGAUGGAUGCAGAGGGCAGGGUGGACUACCGCGUCAUUGUCGACAACCACAGGCGGCUGCUUGAGAUGGAGCACCGUUUGCGACAGGACAAGAUCCGGCGGAAGCGGAAUGGGCUUCCACCUCGCACUUCGCACGAACUGCACGCUCUCAUUGCACAGAGCGUGGAGCAGGGUGACCCACUCAAGUGGCUGAGCGAGGAGGAGGAGAAAGAGGCGCGGGCACGGGCAGCGCUCAUGCGCCGCGUUGCUGCUGACAACCUCGCAAGCACAUUCCAGGACAAGCAACGGGAGAUGGUGGUGCCUGAGCGGACGGUGGCCGUUGGCGACAGCAGCGAUCGCCCGCUGCUUGCUGGGGAGAUACCGCUACACCUGCAGUGGAACUGGCAGGGCACCCGCAGAUGGAACGCCCUCAGCACCACCUUCGACACCUUCCACGAGCGCACAUAUCCACCUGGCGUGAUGGCGGCGCGUGCAUCGCACAUGGGCGACGAUGCUGGCGUGACUGGCGGUGGCGAUGUUGUUGGUGGUGGUGUUGAAGGUGGUGAUCAUGGUGGUGGACCGGGUGUGCAUACACGAUGGCAAGCAGGCAACGUCACUGCGCCGUCUUACUUUCCUCUCCACCCGUCCUUCCAAUGAGACACACAAGGGGGCGUGCGUGGACGUUGUCGAGUGGGCUUGGUGUUGUUGCGGGGAUGCUGUUGUUGUCAGGUUGGCUGGCACAUGUACAAACGGUGAUGGCAAUGAUGGUGGUGGUAAUGAUGGUGGUGGUAAUGAAUGCUCAAAGUAAGCAGUUCCAAGUAAACAAGUAAUGUAACCAAGCAA